Charadrius vociferus (killdeer) is the source of this 3334-nucleotide messenger RNA. It is a transcript of the gene IQCH, whose product is annotated as IQ motif containing H. The coding region runs from base 1 to 3147 and encodes 1048 amino acids. The transcript is spliced from 21 exons. The record is from RefSeq and is a predicted model, not a curated record. NCBI's taxonomy places the organism in Eukaryota, Metazoa, Chordata, Aves, Charadriiformes, Charadriidae.
AUGAAAAAUAUCAACUUGAAAGGAAACGUAGAAACUGUGGAUAUUAGCGACCUGGAUACAGCAAUUGAAAGAACUGAACUUGGGCUGAGAAAACAUGCUGAAAAUUACUUAAAUGCUAUAAGCAGACAAGUGUUAACUAUUUCUUCUACUAAUAAUAAAGAAGUGCAUUCAAAAGAGCCCCCUAAAUGGGGCCUUCAUUUUGGUGCUUCUCAGAAACAGCUUAUUUUACCACGAGUACCUGUUGAGCCCGUGACUGUCCAGGCAUACAGCAAAUCAGCACUACACAUUUCUCAAAGUUCACAGCAUCAGCUGGAAAUGGAUAUGAAAAUUAUGUUUGACCCAGAGAGCAUCAAUAAUAAAGCUGUUUUAAAACAACAGAGCUAUGAGACCAAGCUGCCACUUAUAACUAAGAAAAAAGCUGAUCCUAUGUGUAGUCAGAAGGUAGUGAAAGGUCAUACAGCUAGCAGCCUUUGGGGUUUGCCUGCCUCUCACCACGUGGAUUCUCCCUUACCCCUGCUAGAAGAAGAUAUAACAAAAGGUAUUCUGAGCCUAACUGAGCAACGGCUUAUCCUCCCCGCAGCAAGGAUAACUCUCCAGACACCUCCUGUUGUACACAAAGCAGUACCUUUCCAUGAAUUUCACAGGCAGCACAAGAAGUCGGCUGUAGGAGAGAUUAGCAGUAGGGUGGACCCUGAGAAUACAGACACCAUCACCUUCCAAAACUCAAAGGAAGCAAUAUAUGGCAAAUAUUCCUCUAGUAAAGGUAACACUGCACCGCUUCCGUCUAGCAGCUCCAUGGUUUCAGCCAGGAAAUCAAAGCCGGUGUGGACGUAUCCAGCUCAACAGUUGGAAUCUGAGCUGAAGAUUCCCUCUCAGGCACAGCCCCCACAGAUGUCUCCAUGUCAGUCCUUACAGGAUCCGUGCUUUGAUUGUGACAUUGCUGUUUACCAUGGCAGGAUAGACCAGAAAGCUCCGGGCUUUCUGGCAUUGAAGCAACGUUAUUGUUUAUCUUGGGGGAGCAUUGUCCUUUUUUUGGAACAUACAGAAAAGCUUCUCAAGGACUAUGCUGUACCGUUGGCUACAAUAAACUGCAAAAAGUUGGCGGAAGUUGCAUCAGACUUUAAGCUUAACGAGAAUCCCACCAAAAGUGACAUUCUGUCAGUGAUAAAGAAUCAGUCAACUGUGGAAAAGAUCUUAGAUCAACCUGGCCAAAGAUACAAAGGCCAAGGGGGUACCGAAAUGGCUGCCACAAAGAUCCAACAGUGGGCAUCAGGUGUGAUCGCCGUUUCUUGGCUCUUGCGUAAUCACAUGGCACGUGUGAAAAAGACCCUGAAGGAAUCACGUCAGAGACACCUGGAGAAUUUUUACAUCAGGGCCAAGCAUCUGGCAGCCAACUGGAAUCGCAUCAGGACCUCCAGGAGGACUAUUAUCCAUAUCCCAUCAUUAGGAUAUUCCCAAUGCAUCCGCGAGCAUACUCCUGAUCUUGCUCUCCAGCAGAACAUGCAGAUGGGAAGGCUGUGUGACAUACUGGAUGCCAACGUGGACGUCAUCUACAUCUGCCCCCUUCAUCUGAGUGAGGAGUUACUGCAGUAUUACAAUAAACUCCUGGGUCUGCAGGCAGCUGUUAGAUCUGGGAACCCUGAGGACAUGGGUGACCUGCAGGACAGGUUCAAAAUUCUCACCCCUCAAGCUAUAAACAGCUUCCCUAAGCAUCGCAUGUGCCUAGCCACUCAGCUGAAGUACAGUCCCAAGACAAUCAAAAGAAUAAAAAAUCUUAUCCAGAACAGAGAUGCCUACAUUAUUGGAGGGGUUCCCCACAAAGAUGAUUUAGCAGUGGCUGACAUGCUAAAUGUGCCUAUAUUAGGCUCAGUGCCAGAAGUGGCUCAUCUCUAUAGUAGCAAGUCUGGAAGUAAACGAAUUUUUACCAGUGCUCGUGUGCCAACCCCUCCUGGAGAAUCUGACAUCUACACCUAUGAGCAGAUGAUUGGUGUCCUCAGCCAGCUGAUCAUUGACAACAUGGAGGUGCGGCGUUGGUUGUUUAAAGUGAAUGAUGAAUCUGGAGGAAACGGCACUGCCUAUUGUGAUAUUAUUUCGCAUUUGAAAUGCUACCAGUGGGUUCAAAAGGAAUGUCAGAGACACAGCGCUGAAAGAUGGAGUCAGCGGUGGGCACGUGAGCCAGCUUUGGUGAAGAUCUCCCAGGAGCUGCCGGGCCUUUUAGCACAGCACGUACAGCCAGUCAAUGAGAAACGAUUCCCUACAUGGGAAAAAUUCCUCCAAACAUUUCUUAGUCAAGGUGGUGUGAUAGAAGCCUUCCCGCUCUCAGAAAAUGUCACAAACCUCACGGUGGAUAUGCUGAUAGAGCCAACAGGCAAGAUAAAAAUAGUGUCAUCUGGAGACCAGCUCCAUGCUGACGGUCCUUUGCGGUCAUCUGGCACUACCAUUCCACAACGUUCUGUUGAUCCAGCAGUUCUCAAUUCGCUCUGCUUAAAAAUUGGAGAAACCUGUAAAUCUAAAGGAGUGCUUGGUUACUUCUCAGUUGAUUUUGUGACUUUUAUCCAUCCACAAACCACGGAACAGCAGGUAUGGGCAACAGACCUUGACCUUUGCUACAGUGACCAGCUGGCCUUGACUCAGCUCAUGUUGUACAUGACAGAUGGAAAUCUGGAUUGUCGCUCCAGCCGCUUGGAAGUAUCUCUGGGUUCAAAGAAAACGAACAGCCAGCGUAUUCGGCAUGAGGAGACAAAAACUCCUUCGCCGAUAAGCAACCGGUGCGCAGUAGCAAGCAGUCAGCUGAGGCACUCCAGCCUUUCAGUAAUCUGCUAUAAUGUUCUCCUCCAGAUGUGUAAAGCUCGUGGUGUUGGAUUUGACCUCCAGGAAAAAGAGGGAACGGUUUUUAUACUGUAUGAGGAUCGGAAGCGAUGCAGACUGGGAAUGAUAACAAUCGGAGAGGAUCUCCAGGGGGUCCUCAUGACCUUUGCUCGCAAUCUCUUCAUCAUCCAUCAAGAAAUAUCAGCACCUAAUAUGCAAGGCGAGACCAAUUUUAAGAUGGCAAUUCAAGAUAUUGAAGCAAUUCUAGGAAUUACAGCAGAAAACAAACAGAAAUUGGAAGAAGAGCAACCUUCGAAAGCAGAUGCUCUGAAAGAAUAGUUAACGGAAAAUGUUUAAAUGCCUUAUUCUUUAUGCUUCUGGAAAUGCUUUCUCAUCUGUAAGAACAGGUUUGGUUUUCCUUCUGCAUUGGCAUGUGAAGUAAUAUUAACUGAGUACAUUUCCAUGGUUUCUGACUGCGGUGUUCAGAAUAUCCCUUCUUUCACAGGAAUAAACUGUUGAAAAGCAG